Moneuplotes crassus is the source of this 3616-nucleotide messenger RNA. The record is from the annotation of a GenBank genome assembly. NCBI's taxonomy places the organism in Eukaryota, Ciliophora, Spirotrichea, Euplotida, Euplotidae.
AAAUAAAAUGUAUUCGUCAGUAUACAGUAAAUCGACUUCGCAGAGAGGGAAAAUGAAGUCUCUGAAAAGCGUCUCUGGCCACAGCGAGAUAAUCUCAAUGUCUGGGUUAGAUAUUGCUGUAAAACCAAUCUUAGAGAUUAACACCCUAUUAUGAAAUAACAUUCUCUCUGUCAAAGGAUUGCUGACAGAUAAAUGCUUUGUAGUCGACCACGAAGAACUGAAAGAAGAAUUAGUAAUUAAGUGCAUCCCAGAAGAAGAGAACAUAUCACAGUGGAUCGGGCUUCCCUCGCAUACCAACAUAGUUACAGCUUACGAUGAAUUCAUGCAUGAUAAAUAACAAGUUCCAACUCACAGAGUUUUCUGGAAUUACCUCCAUUGAUAUGUAUCGAUACAUAGAAAGCAUGAGCUUGAAUCUUGCACUAAGCGUUCCUCGGAAUUAUCUAGAGCUAAUUUAUGACUGAGUUAUCCAAAUAGCUAUAGGACUUGAAUUUGCACAUGAUAAUAACAUUAUUCAUGGUAAUUUGAACUUAUCAAAUGUUCUUAUGGUCAGGGACGAAGAGAAUCCAAUUUUUAAAUUAAACAACCUCAAGCAUGGAAGCAUUAUAACUUCACCUCUCAAUGUUGAGGCAAACCAGUGGCCUUUUGGCAAAAAUAAGAAAAAUGUUAGUAUGAGAGAAAAGAAGGAACUACUAAUGCUCAAGGAUAUCUACUCCCUCGGUAUCUGCCUGCUGGAAAUGAUGAUCGGAAGGGUUAGUGAGAACCAAUACUCAAUUACGAUAGACUCACUCCCUCUUACAUGGGCUGAACUACCAGAAAGCACCCCGCUGAUUCAAGUCCUUGUUGAAUGCCUCAACAUAGACUCUAUUUCUCAAAGAAAGGGGAAGUUAUCAACUAUAAAACGGAUAUUAAUAUCAGAAUACAAAAAGUCCUUUAAGAAAUCUUUCUACAAGCUAGAGCACAUUUUCACUACUGACAAUCCUGAUAUCCUAAACAAAAGAGCGGUCUUCACUAAUUUCAAGGGAAAUGACAAACGAGCUGUGGAAUACUGGAAUGAAGCACUAGGAAUGAAGAAAUCUCACCAGGACUCAGUCAUCAACCUGCUUUUUCACAGAUGGAAGAGCGCACAAAUCUCAGACCAGGACGUAAUAGAGCUUAUUGAAAAAGUUGAUGCUAUCAACGAGAAAGACUCUAGUCUUAUGCUCAAGGCAUUAUUUAUGAUAGCUGUAGGCGAGAAAAGUGAUGGACUAGCUAUCCUCAAAAAGGUUUUCCAAGGAAUGAAAGCCCAAGCAGGAAAAGAAGAGACCAAAGAAGAACAAGACUCCAUGCUUGGUGGUAGAGAGACUCAAAAAGAUGAAGAGCUUACUACCUAUGGAAUAAAGUCUCAAGUGAUUCCUCUAUUCCACAGGAUUCAACUUGAAAAGGCAAGAUACUUCCAAAAUAGAACUAUUCCCACUGAUCAUGACAACCCAAUUAUGGAUAUCAGUAUCAGCUCAUUAUCUAAAUUCAUGGUCACAUCUUCCAAGGAUGAAGUAAUUGUCUGGGCUAUAAACCAAUCACCAAAGAAGAUUAUGAAAGUAGAAAUAGAAGAAAGCAAAGGCUUCAAUGUGAUGUCCUGUAUUGACUCUAAAGGUGCCAAUAUGUUUUCAUACAAGCAGUUUGAUGAUAAGAUUUCAUACUUCACACUUGACAUUGAGGAAGGUACUUAUGAAGAAAAAGCAUCAUUCAUGCUCCCUAAAGAGCUCAAUAGAGAACCGUUAGAGUCCCUUGCAGCUGAAGACUCAGUUUGUAUCACUGAAAUGUACUUCAUGAAUGAAUGCAAAACUUUGAGAUGAAUCCAAAAAGACAAGAGUGAAACAAAAUUUGCUGAUUAUGAUAUGGAAACAGGCAAAUCAGAAGUCAGGAAAGCAGAGAGCUUCGAAGAUAAAAGUAUUUUUAGGUUUGGCCUUACCUAUGUCCAACACCAUGAUACUUUUUCAGAGUUUAUUAAAAGACAACAAUCUCAUGGCAACAAGAUUUGUUUCCCUCAAAGUGAUUUCGAAUCUAUUGUUGUUCUUGAUAAAAAUCAUGGAGAUGGAGAACAUUUUCUUGUUUAUGAUAUUUUCAAUGAGAGAAUUAAGAGAAAAUUUAAUAAGCCAAAAACUUCAAACCAAGCUUUUACUGUAGAUCCUGAAUGCUCCUUCCUUAUUUACUCAAAGGGUACAAGUUUGGGAUUGUAUUCAUUAUCCAUUCCUGAAGAAAUAGGUUCCUUCAUAAAGCCAAUAUACUUCUCUAAAGAUCAUAACAGAAAUCCUGGAAGAAUUGUGAAAGAAAAAGACAGAUUGUGCGGCAAGAUUAUGUCUCUUCUGAAAUUAUACAGAAAGAACAAAUCUAAGAAAUUUUUGAUAAGGAUCAGGAAAAUGAUGCACAAAUGCUUUGAUAAUCCUCCUUUGCUCUCUUAUAACAAUGCUUUCCUGACUCUUUAUAAGACUCUAAUAGAGGAUGAUGACUUAUGUGAGCGCGUUGACAUAAUAAAAACUCAUCGCACAAUGAUUUUCAAUGAGAUCAAAUUCUCAAAUGACUUGCAUAAGAUUAGGAACAUUGCACUACCUACAAAUCCGGAUAAUAACUACCUGCUGUUAUCUAUUGAUGGUGUAAUCCACAAGUAUGAUAUAUCAACUAAGCAGUUGAUUUUCUCCUUCAAAGCUUCUGCUUACAGAACAAUGCAGAUCUUUGACAACGACACCAGGAUCCUAACUUGAGAUUCAUCAAUAGUAAAGUUAUGGCAUUUCGAGCAGGAUAAUGCUGAGCUAAUCACUAGUCUUCCCAUAGAAGACCCAAUAGAGCGGUUCUAUGCACCAAGAAGCAGAGUCAACAAAAAUGUAUACUUCGUGGGGAUUUUUCAAGACCAAAAUGGUUUCAAGGUUUAUAAAGAGAAACUAUCUGAGCAUUGGCACUGAAGAGAUAAAAUAGAAGUCACCUCCGUUGAUUUCUCAGUUGAUAAUUCCACUUUCUUCAUUGGCAGCAAGGAUGGUUAUCUGAGAAUCUAUGAUUUUAAGGAAAAGAAUGAAGUUGGCAUUAUGAAGGUUGGCAGAGGUAAAGCAGCCACAUUCAUCUCAACCAUAGAUGAGGAUUACGCUUGAGUUGCUACUCAAGAGCCUUCUGUCUAUAUUUGACCUCUAAUGGAUCCUAACAAAGACCCUUAUGAGUUGGAAACUCAUCAGUCUUUUGUAGUAUGCAUGAGGACUAGUCUUGAUAGAAAGCAUUUGGUCAUUGGCUACGAAGACUCUGUCAUAGAGUUCUGGAAAUAUCAUGAUAAUACUAAAAAUUUUGAACUUCUCAAAGAAAUCAAGGAAGAAUUUCAAUACUUUGAUAUUGACCCGCUUUGCUCCUCAAUGCUUAUCCUCAAUCCAAAGGGUAGAGAUAUAGAAUAUCAUCUGAUCGAGUGGGAAUGGGACACAUCUAAAAUUGAGGAUGAUCUUCAGAAUGUAGACUUAGAUUUUGAAAACAUCAGAGAGGAAGACCUAAUUGAUAAUUCUAAGCCGAAUAAAAAGCUAAUACCUUCAGACGGAAAAGGGAAAAAGAGAAAUCAAACCUCAUGCUGAACAAUAUUCUAACCUUUUUGCUAAAUGUUUCAAUA